CGCACGCAAAGGAGCUGAAAUACCUGGAGCAGCCCACGGCACACCAUCCCUCCAAACUCUGUGAGGAGGACACGGCAAGAAGCGUCUCCAAAGCCGCCACGGAGUGCGAGGAGCAGGGUCCAGAGGCCGCUCUGCAAGCGGGCCGUGACGCAGAUCCCCUCAAGCCCGUCCCCAGCCAGCGUGUGGUUGAGGUGGAGAUCCCCCACAUAGGAAGGCUGGUGAUUGAGUCAGAGGAAGGCGGGUAUGACGACGAGGUCAUGUUGACCCCAGCCAUGCAGGCCAUUAUCAUGGCCAUAGGGAAAGCCAGGAAUGUGUAUGAGAGACAUGGGCCAGAGGCGGGCUUCUUUAAGGCAUUUACAGCGGAGUAUUCGCGCCUGGUCAGACUGGCACAGGAGGACACCACCCUGGACAACGACAACCGGCUAAAGCACGUGGUGGUUUACCUGCUCCACAAUGAAGCGCCGAAGAAGAUCAUAGAGAGGACGCUGCUCGAGCAGUUUGCUGAUCGGAACCUCACGUUUGAUGAAAGAUGCCGCAGUGUGAUGAAAAUUGCCCGGGCCAAACUCGAGUUAAUCAAACCUAAGGAAGUCAACAUGGAGGAGUACGAGAGGUGGCACCGUGAAUACCGAAGAUUUCGAGAAACCACCGUCUGUAUAAUGAUCGGCCUGGAGAUGUUCCAGAAGAAAUGCUACAGUGAAGCUUUGAUUUACCUUAUCCACGCCUACCAAUACAACAAGGAGCUCCUGUCCAAAGGAAUGUACCGGGGACAUGAUGAGGAGCUGAUGUCCCACUACCGGCGAGAGUGCUUGCUUAAACUCAACGAGCACUCGGCGUCUCUCUUCGAGUCGGGCGAUGGGCAGGAAGUGGAAGAGGGACUGGCAACCAUGAACGAGCUUGUGGUGCCCUGCCUCCCCCUGCUGCUGGCCGAGGAGACGGAGGAGAAAGACAUCGUGGCGGUGGAGGACAUGAGGAACCGCUGGUGUUCGUACCUGGGGCAAGAAAUGGAACCCAGCCUACAAGAGAAGCUGACCGACUUCCUGCCAAAGUUGCUGGACUGCUCGACGGAGAUCAAAGCCUUCUGCGAACCGCCAAGACUCCCCUCCUUCUCCACGCACGAACUGUGUGAGCGCUACGCCCGCGCCAUGGCGUCUCUCAGUCGAACGCCCGCCGACGGCAGAUGAAAAAGAAAACGGCGCCAUUUAAAAAAAAAAAAAAAAUCUUCUGGGAGGUCGUCUGGGAGGACUCACUCCGCCGACGGACCAGGACUUCCUCCAUCUUUGGUUUUCGAUUUUACUUUUUCUCCCGAAAUAUAUAUAUAUAUAAAAAAAAAAACCCUUGCCGUCCUGUCACAGGGUUUGCUUGCUGCUAUGAGUUUUAACCCCGUUUUUACAGAAUUUAAAAAGAAUUGAGUUGUCGCGGCAUCGCCACCAGGAACCUUUUGGCAUCUGUUUUACUGACAUUGAACGAAAGCCCACGUGCAUGAAGCUUGGGAUGCAACAGCUCGACACAACGCAGGAUGAGGUGCGAGGGGGGGGACAAAACUGAUGCUCCAGAGUAUUGAACUUUCCGUGACAAAGAGCGAGAGAUGCAACGACCUCUCUUUCUUUCUCUCUCUGUCUCUCUCUCUCUCUCACUCUCUCUCUCUUUCUCUCUCUGUCUCUCUCUCUCUCUCUCUCUCUCUUCUCUCUCUCCCUCUCUCAAACCUUCAUCUGCCCACCGGGACUCUGUUAAGGAGUUAGCGCCUCGAGUUACCGAUUACUUCCCCAGUACCAGGGUCUCUCUCUCUCGUCUGCUGUAUCUUAGCUAUCCUUUACGAAAGAGGGAACAUACAAGAGGUUUAGGCUCCCACCCUUAUCGUCCCAUCCUCCACGCCCCCCCCCAUCCCGAUAAUGGCAUCGCGACGCUUGUGAAGGAACUGAAAGAAUAAAAUUUUAUUUAUGGCUAUUUUUAGAUGUAAUGGUGAACCCUCUGCUAUUUUGUGUAUGCAUUUUUGUUUUUUUGCCCCUCUCCCCAUCCGAGAUAUUUUUGUUAGUUUCGAUUUGAAAAUAAGACUCCAGGCCGCUUUGGAUACUCUGGGACAUUGUUGUAACAGAGCAAGAAAUAAAAUUCUGCUCUUUGUCAAG
Leucoraja erinaceus (little skate) is the source of this 2123-nucleotide messenger RNA. Its product is annotated as ubiquitin carboxyl-terminal hydrolase 25-like. Lineage: Eukaryota; Metazoa; Chordata; Chondrichthyes; Rajiformes; Rajidae. The record is from RefSeq and is a predicted model, not a curated record. The transcript has 9 exons. The annotation marks the transcript as partial.